Messenger RNA from Chironomus riparius, 2755 nucleotides. NCBI's taxonomy places the organism in Eukaryota, Metazoa, Arthropoda, Insecta, Diptera, Chironomidae. The record is from the annotation of a GenBank genome assembly.
AUUGUUUACAAUUCGGCAGAAAAUGUCUUUAAAAAGUCUUCUCGAGUUUUUUGAUAAGUUAUAGUUUAAAAUAUUACCAUUUGCGAAUAUUAAGUCAAGUAAAUAGCUAGUGUUGUGUAAUUGAAAAUAAAUUAUUGUCAAUAUCAUCAAAAUGAGCGAGAAAACUUAUAAAAGUCGCAGGUCCAUAGAAGGUAUAGUGUCACUCUUUACAAAUUUUAAGAACCAGAAGACUAGAGAGGCAGAACAAUUGAAAUCAGCUCUGUAUAAUGUUGGUUUAUUGCUAUUGCUGGGUGCUUUUGCAUUAGUCAUCUUGAUUUUAUUACCAUUUAUACGACCUUUGGCAUUUGGAGUUCUUUUUGGAGCCGUUUUAUUUCCAGCAAAGAAGAAGCUAGCAAGCAGCAUUAAUAAAUGGAUUGACAAAAUUGAAAAGAAUGAUGUUCCAGUAAUUAUUUCUAUUGCUUCAAUACCAUUUAAUGCGUUAGAAAAACUUGGUGAAGUCAUAAUCUUGUUUAUUUUUACACAUAUAAAAAUCAUUCUUGGAGGAACUGGAUCUAUAAUUCUCUUAAAAAUUCUACACAGCAUUUUACCAAAAAAAAUACUUACUUAUGUCGUGGAUAUAGUCCUGUGGCAGCAUUCUCUCUUCGAAUAUAUUGUCAGCACUUUCAAUACUCUUCUAUUAUUGUUAAUUAUAAUCUCAUUCAUCAUAUCUCUCUACUUAUUAUGGAACAACUCAACGUCAAGCUUAUUUACUAUUGUUGGUCAAUUGCUAUGGAUUGUGAUUAUUGCUUAUGGCUGUAGCUUCUUUGGACCUUUUCAAAUACCAGCUUUUGUCACCAUUAUGGUCUAUGCAUUUUUAGCAAUGAUGUACGAUGAAACUACUUACAAUGAGCUCGUUGCUAGACUAAGGAAAAUAUUUAGAAAAGAGGCUAACAUUAUUGAGCAGUUAGAACAAGACGAAAAAGGUGAGGAAGAGGAAGAAAUUCUAGCAACAUCAACAACGCCUUUAGCAAAUAGUAAUGAAUUACUGCAGAAGACUAAAUCACAUUUAUCAGAGAUGAAGAGCAAAUUACAACUUAAUGUUCAAUCUGAUCAGAAAUCUUCAAAAAAAGAUGAAGAAGAACUAGAGUCGAAUUGGUACUUCCAGAUCUUAUUUUAUGCAUGUGCUGCAACAAUUCUCUUCAAGCAUUUGUGGAUUGUAGCUUUCUGUGUUAUCCCAGUGAUAUUUUAUUCAAUUAUAGCAAUUUGUAAAGCUCUUGGAUUAUGGAACUAUAUUGAGGCAAUGCUUAAAGACCCGAUUGAUAAAAUUAAGGAGUGGGUAAUUCAAAGAAGAGACGCUUUAAUGCCAAUUUUUUUACCAGGCAUGAUUCAACUUAAUAAAAAAGUUCGUGGCAUGUUCUGUAGACUCAUGAAAUCAUAUGUUGACGAUAUAAGUUCUUGUGUGAUGAUAGUCUUCCUUAUUUUGGCUGUGAUUUUCAUCAGCGUCUUUUCAUUCGCACAAAUUUAUUCAGAAGCUAUAACAGUCGUUCAACUUACCGGGGAUCUAGUUAAUCGUACUCUUGCAGUCCGUCCCGAGCUCGUUGAUAUGCUUCCAAUUAAUAUGCAAUCGAUGAAUGAUGUCAUUGAUAAUGCUUAUCAAUAUAGUCGCACAACAAUUGAGGAACAUUUAGAUAGUUUUUUGAACAAUACCGAUAAGGAACAAGCCAUAAAGUUUAAGACUCAAAUAUUGUCACUUUGGGAUCGUUUAAUACAACGAUAUAUGGAUCAAUAUACAGGAAAUGAAGUUGCUGGACCGCGAGUUACUAGCGAGUCAGUUUUUGAUACAAUCGAUGAAAUUUUCACGUCAUCAGGUCUGACAUUUACAAGCAUCUUCGCUUGGGCUAAAAAUAAUUUAAGUCUAAUGAAAGAAAUUGGAGAUUCUAUAUGGAUUGUUCUACGCACGAAUCUUACACUUUUAUUCAGCAUUAUUACGACAAGUUUUGGUGUACUUAUAAGCAGUGGACAUUUCAUGCUGGCAAUUUUAUUUAAUUCUGUGAUAUUCUUUACAACUCUCUAUUAUCUCUUACAAUCAAGCAAGGAUCGGUACACACCGAUUGCCGUAAAUUCAAAUUCUGCAAUGCAAUUACGCAUACUUGAAGCUCUUGAAUCAUCUGUCUCGUCUGUACUUAUUGCUACUCUGAAAUUAUCCAUUUUUCACGGUUUAUUCACGUUUGUCACUCAUUCUAUAUUUGGAGCGCACGUUGUAUAUCUUCCGGCAUUUUUAGCAGGGGUUCUUGCAGCUGCUCCAUUCUUAGAAACAUAUUGGUGCAGCAUACCGGCUUUUCUGGAUUUAUGGCUUACACAGAAUCAUUUCUAUCUCGGUGUUGCGCUUGUUUUAAUUCAUUUCAUUGUACCUCCCAACUUUAAUGUCAUUAUUCACUCGGAAAUUAAAGGUUCUGGGCAUCCAUAUUUAACUGCCUUAUCAAUUGCCGGAGGAAUCUAUCUGCUAGGAUUAGAAGGAGCAAUAAUUGGACCUCUACUGUUAUGCUUACUCAUCGUGCUUUUCGAAUUCACCAUAAGCUUAACAUCAUCCUCGCCAUUGAAUACAUUUACACAGCAAACGUCCAACGAAGAAUCUGCAUCGCCAAUGAGUUUACUAUUAAAUGAGAAUCCGUUUUUAAAAAACGCUUAAAAGUGUCCUAACAAAUAUAUAUUUUUUUAUUUAUUAAUUUUAUAUCUAAUUGUUAAAACUUAACAACAAUAAAAAUGAAUUGUCCAU